AUGUCACUAUUUGUGGCUUGUACGACGUUUGCAACUGUUUAUGCUAUAUCAUCAUAUGUCUUCCUACGUAAGCCACAAUGGAUUCAUCGAAAACGUCGACCUGCGUUCAUAGUUCGACAUAUUGCCCAUCGAGGAGGAGCUGGAGAAUCAAUUGAAAAUUCUUUACUUGCAUUUGACAAAGGAUUAGCAAAUGGAGUGGAAAUGUUGGAAUUAGAUUGUCAUUUGACAAAAGAUUCUCAAGCAAUUGUUCAUCAUGAUUUUGCGUUAAAUAGAACAACUGAUCAAAUAGGAUUUAUUAGAGAUACUGAAUAUGAUAGAUUACCAAGGAUUAGUAGUAAUAUUGAGCUUUAUUAUGAUUCAGGUAAAGAAUUAAAAUAUACUCGUUCAUUAAAAAAAAAAAAAGAAUUAUUUUUUAUAGAUGUAAUUAUAUCAAGUGAUAAUAAUAAUAAUCCAGAAAAUAGCGAUUUAUUACGUAUACCAUUAUUGAAAGAUGUUUUUGAACGUUAUCCAACAAUUCCAAUUAAUAUUGAUAUUAAAGAAAAUAAUGAUGAACUUAUUAGACAGGUUUCUGAUCUUAUUCAACAAUAUCGACGAGAACAUAUUACUUAUUGGGGUAGUUUUAGUCAUGCAAUAUGUCGAAAAUUAACUGCACAAAAUCCUCGUGUUGUUCGAUUUUGUUCACUUAAAGAAGCAGCAGGUAUUGUAAUGGCUUAUUGGGUCGGUUUAUUACCUUUUAUACCAUUAACACCAGGUGCUUUUGAAGUACCGAUACCCGGUAUCGUUUUUGGAAAAGUAACAAAAAAUUUAGAUUGGAAACUCAAAAUACUUUUUUAUUUAGCUGAACGAGCAUUAAAUAAUGCAUCUAUGUUUGCACAUUUACAACGACGUGGUAUUCCUGUCUAUGUUUGGAUAUUAAAUAAUGAACAAGAAUUUGAAUAUGCUUUUAAACAAUUGAGUGUUACUGGCAAAAAAAUGGCCCAAGCUCGAACUGAUGCUAUUGUUGAUAGUUGGAAUACUAAAGCUAAAUUAAAUUUAACAGCUGAAGAAGAACAACACUUCAAAGCAUGGUUUCAUGGUGCUGCCGAACGACUUACUGCUCGUCGUCAAGCUGGUAAAGAAGUUAUUGCACAAUUGCAUGCAGCUGUCGAAAGUAAUGAUAGUGCAAAACAAGAAGAAUUAUUACAAAAAUUACGUGAAGGUUUUCGUAAACUUUCCGAAGGUCGUGAAAGAGCUCUUGAUGAAUUUGAUAAAAUUCUCAGACCAGAACAACGCGCACGUAUUGUUGUUUGUGCUGUUCAACAAGCUAAAGAAUCAGGCCGACCAGUAGAACAUUUAAUCGAUAGUCUUUUACAAACCGGUGAUACUAAUUAG
Molecule: messenger RNA, 1371 nt
Organism: Rotaria sp. Silwood2
Lineage: Eukaryota; Metazoa; Rotifera; Eurotatoria; Philodinida; Philodinidae
Source: the annotation of a GenBank genome assembly